CCCACCUCCUUCCAGCUCCCCUGUUCCCUCUCCUCUCUCUUCUUUGACGCCUCCAAAGCCUCCCUGUCUCUCUGCAACAACACAGCGCGUAGCACAGCGAGCAGCCACGCAGGAGGUGAGACCUUGCCAGCCAUUGUCGACAAUGGCGGAGCCCAAGUCGUCCAAGAGCAAGUCCAAGUCCAAGUCCAAGAGCAGCAGCAGCCACGACGCGGCGGCGUCCAAGAAGUCCAAGGCCAGCGCCGCCGCCGCGGCGGGCCCGGGGACCCUGGACGCGCUCUUCGCGCCGUGCGCGGACGUCAAGGGCCUCCGCUUCGGCGCGCAGCUCGUCACGCGCGCGCUCACCGUGCGCCGCGCGUCCCCGCUCGAGCUCCCGCACCUCCUCCGCGCCGCGCACUCCCCCGCCCCCGGCGCCGCGGCCGCGGCCACGGGGGACGCGCUGUCGUUCGCGCCGACGACGACGGCGUACAUCCCGACCAACUUCGCCAUCCUGGCGCACCACGCGUGGCACACCCUGACGCUGGGGCUGGGCACCAAGAACUCCAAGGCCGCCGUCUUCGUCUUCGAGUCCGCCGCCAUGAAGGCCGCCGCGGACGCCGCGUGGCCGGGCGUCGUCCCGCUCGGCGACGUCGGCCGCCGCCUCAUCCGCGCGGCGCCCGGCGCGCCCGAGAUGGCGCGGUUCAAGUUCCGCAAGGGCUGCGUCACCUUCUACGUCUACGCCGUCCGGACCGCCGGCACCCGCGGGUUCGCGCGCGCCGACGAGCUCAGGGCCGUCGUGGAGGCCGUCGCCAGGCUCAAGGACUUCCUGGACCACACCGCCAUGCUCGCGCUCCCGGGCCAGAGGAGCAUCGACGUCGCCGCCGCCGCGGUGGGCGUCGUGCAUUGACGCGCUUUGAUUUGCAGCUGUGGCGUUGUUACGAUUUACGAACUGUGAAUAGAAUCCUUCUGUUGCUUCUCUAGUUUUCUUCUUCUCGGUGUGUGCACUGAUUUCUGAAUGUGGCCAUUUCUUUCUUGGAUUGAGAUCGAUGUGCAAUUCCUUGAUUCCCCGAUGUGAAAUUGUUCACGGCAUUGACUAGAAGAUGCCACGAAAAUUUCACUGCUAAGAUGUUGAUAGAAACCAAGUUGGAGUUAGCAUUUUUCUCUUCAGGAUGGAGUGCGAGGUUGAUCCUUGGUCUUGUGUUUCAGUUAUAUAGAUAAUGAGUAUGCCAGUUUUCAUGCUGCGGUCAGCAAUGUAUCUCUAUUGCAUAAAGUUUGUCGAAAUUCAGUUCAUGAAUUAGAUUGUUCUUUCUUUUA
Messenger RNA from Setaria italica (foxtail millet), 1290 nucleotides. RefSeq lists its product as uncharacterized. The transcript has a single exon. The record is from RefSeq and is a predicted model, not a curated record. The coding region runs from base 143 to 883 and encodes 246 amino acids. NCBI's taxonomy places the organism in Eukaryota, Viridiplantae, Streptophyta, Magnoliopsida, Poales, Poaceae.